AGUACGGUUGCGCACACCUGGCUAGUUCACUUAGGUUCAAUCAACCCUUUGCGUCCACAGAACUCCAUACUAGACAAGACAGCAGUCAGAUCUCGAACUCGGCACGGACAACGCAAGAUGCAGUGUUUUAUAUGUGUGACGUAUCUUAUGAUCAUAGUUACCGCACGUCCACCAAAGGUUCGAGAAAUUUCUAAAACAGUUGAAAAGCGGUCUAUAUUCAAUGACGUCAUACAAUCACUUCGAAUGCGAGCUCAACUACCAGAAGAUAUAAAUUUAAGUGACGAAAAUAAUUUAGGACUAAACUAUGACAAAUAUGGAAUUGAAAAUGAAUCUCUACAAUUACCUAAUGAUCUCGAUUUCAUGCCACGACGAAACGAUAGAAUAGAAAUGCCUCCAAUUAAAUAUCGUUUUCCAAAAAGUCUUAUGGGCAACGAAAGUUUUGAUAAUGCCGAGAAUCCUAAAGAAGAAAUUGUUGUUUACGUGAACACGCCAGGCGAAUUUAGUGAAUUAAAUCCUACCACGCAGAAACCAAAGAAACAAAAACGACCAAGACCACCCGUUAACAAAAAUAAAAAUACUUUAACAAAUAAAAGUGAAGAAGAUGUUACACAACCUGACGCGAUGAUGGAUAAACUGUUUAUGAACACAAUGGCUGGUCAAAGCCAAAUAGGUAAUCGAGAGUCUCAAACUGUGUUAAAACCAACUGUCAUUGUUAAUUUCAGAGGAUCUGUUAUGCACAGGGAAAGUGACAUCAGACUUGAGAGGAGACGAAACGAAAAUAACACAGUGAUACCUCAAAAUAUUUUUAAUAUAAAUCAAGAAAUUAAAGUUGAAAGAAAUGACGCGCGAAUGCAAACCACUGACAGCAUGAAGAAAUUACCAGUGAAUAUAAAACAAAACGUAAAUAUUAAAAAUCCACAAAUAGAUGAAGACAUGAUGAUGUGCGAAACGUCUUCCUCGAAAGAGAAGGAAGAAAAAAAACGAUCAGAUCGAAAAUACGAUGUCUUAGAAAUAAGGCUUACAAUUUGAAUACGAAUCAAGUAAACUUAAAAUUUUAAUAUAUCAUUAUGA
Vanessa tameamea is the source of this 1071-nucleotide messenger RNA. RefSeq lists its product as uncharacterized. The transcript is spliced from 2 exons. Lineage: Eukaryota; Metazoa; Arthropoda; Insecta; Lepidoptera; Nymphalidae. The record is from RefSeq and is a predicted model, not a curated record. Bases 118 to 1029 code for a protein of 303 amino acids.